ACAGUGAACGGACCGGUAAGGUGUGUCAGCCAGUAAAGGCACAGCGCCAAAGGCAGCUAAAUCAGCUGGUUAGAGAAGAAGGGGUGCCUAAUACAGCCACUAACCUCGGCCAACCAUCGGACGGCUCGGAUUCACACCCUUCACCGAACUCCCAACGAUGAGCGGCGGGACGAAAGACUCGUUCGACGAGCAGCUCGUUGACGAAAGCUCCCAGUAUAUGCUGGACGAUUUGCAGCUGGCCGCCGAACUGGGGAAAACGCUGCUCGAACGCAACAAGGAGCUGGAGGCAACACUCAAGUACCAUCAGAGCGUCAUCGAGGACCAAGUGCAGGAAAUCGAAUACCUAACGAAACAGAAUGGCGCACUGCGCGAGGUGAACGAUUCGCGUAUGAAAAUUUACGAACAGCUGGAAGUGAGUAUCCAGGACCUGGAACGCGACAAGUACAAGCUAGCGCUAGAGUACCAGGCCGAAAAAAAGCACGUUAAACAAUUAUGCUGCAAUAUCGAGAGCCUGGAAACCAAAGUGGAGGAGUUGACCAGGACGCUCGAGGAGGUACGACGGCAGGCACAGGCAGAGCGGCGUAGCAAAUCCGAACGGUCGGCUACCCUUUCGCCGGACGCAAACACCUCGGUCCAGUGGGGUGUGGAGCUAAAUGCCAAACGCAGCGGGUCUGUCGCCAGCCGAAACAGCGACACAGAACAGCUGGCCGAUGUGGCGGGUCACCGGGUGUCCACGGUGGAGCCGUCCGGUCCUUGUUUGCCAUCUUUUACCGGCGAUUCCGCCGUCAGUGGGCUACGAGGGAGCGGAAAUGAUGAACCCUCGGAAGCGAGAGCUGACAGAGGACAGAUCGAGCUAGACGAGCUGCACCGCGGCGAUGAGGUGGAUGAUGAGGUGAUCCGCAUGAUACAGGCGCUCGAGCGAACUCAGAAAAGCUUUAUGCUCGAGCAGAGCAAAGUGGUCGAGCUGGAGGAGCAGCUGGCAGCCAUCGCACAGGAGAACCAAGCGCUCCAAAAGAAACUGAUGCAAGUGCACCCGACCGAAGAGAUGAUAUCCGUGCAUCACGAGCUGUCGGUUUUGGACGAGGUUAUGCAAGGGCAAAUGUGCACGAGGUGUUUGCGGGGCUUUGAGGAUCGUCCCGAUGGGGACUCAAUCAUCACCGGCACGGAAGACGAUGACCGCAGCCUAAUCGAUCUUAUCGAGAUCUCCGACGUUCCACGGAUGUACCGGUCGUCGAUAAACAUUCAGCUCGCACCGACAAAACCGGAUAGCUUGGACCUGUCGGGAGGCGCCAGUGCCGCCGCCAACCCGUACCGCGAGCUCGUGGAAAAGUACGAAGCACUGCUCGAGGUGCACCGACAGCCGGCUCCAGCGGUACGCAAGACUGCCACCGGCUCCGGCAAUAACACACCCGUCGACAGCUGCCAACCACAGGAGUUACCAAACGGUGGUGGCGGUGGCGCCAGCAGGGGAUCCUUUGCCGAUCCUCCGCGCUACUUGAUCGAGAUCAAUCCACCGCUGAUGGGCGAAGCGCAGUACCACGGUCGGCGACCAUCGGACGAGCAGCGGCCACCAACGGUCGUCGCAGCAGCUGGCGAUGGUAGUGGGGCCACUGGCGCCGCCGUACCCGCGAAGGGCGCCCCGCAGUCGGAGUACUCGGAGACGGAGACCGCUAGCUCGGGCUACUCGGACGAGGUGAGCAACAAGGCGACGCAGACGGACGAGAGCCCGCGUAACUUCCUCUGCACGAUCGCGGACGGCAAGGACUGGCGGUUCAGCAUCUACGAGGACCAGAGCGCGAUCGACUCGCGGUUCCGCUUCAGCCCGGCUCACCGCGAGCUGUUCCGAGAGAUCUUCAGCGUGCUGAAGCGGGCCGCCGAGAACCGGGACGAGGGCGAUCAGCUGCCGUUGCUGGACGAUACCAAACCGCCGGCCCCAACGGUGCAGCCAGCGGCAGCGCCGGUGCCGAUGGUCGGGCUGACGGCGUCCCGGGUCCCACCGGUCACGCCGGCCAACGAAGAACCGCCGAGCGAGUUCGGGGACGGGGACGAUACUGCCAGCUUCAUCACCACUACGUCGUCCGCCGUCAGCGAGCAGUCGUUCGCCAUGUCCGAGUGCAUCACCAAAUCCGAGCGCCGCAAGAUGGCGCGUCAGCAGCACCAGCAGCAGCAGUCUGGUGGGGCGGCAGCCCAAACGGACGACGGGCCAAACGGGGCAGUCGGCCAGCAGCCCACCCCGGGCAUACUUCCACUCCCGCUCGAAUACCUCUCGGUGGCGGUGGGCGUAAGCAAGCGCCGUUCGCGUCGCCGACGCAGCCAUCGCACCCCACCCGGUGCUGACGCUGGUCAACCGGUAGCGCCGCCUGCGGCCUCCAUCGCACCGCAAACCACACCCCGCAGCCAUGGACGGAAGAACCGUUACCGGCCGUGGAACCCCGACAAGGACGGCGUCGGUGGCCCAACGAUAUCGGUGGGGUCGGGCGGCCCCACUUCCGGCCGGCGGCCGACCACCAAAUGGGACGGCAGUACGAUGACGAUCUACAACCGCUGCCUCAAAUCGCCAUCCCUCUCGCCAUCGGCAGCGGCAGCGGCGGCGGUGGCCACCACCAGUACCCCGGCGACUGAACGUAGCCACAAAACAGCGGCCACCAGGCCCAGCUACGGCAACCGUUACGCCGAGCUGGCCGAGGACGACGCCAGCGAAAUCGUCCAGUUCAUGCCGUCGACCGCAUCCCAGCACCUGCACAACCUACAGAAGCUCGAUCUGUCCUACGCGGAGGUGCUGCGCCGCGCCGACACCUGCCAUCCGUAUAAUGUCUCCCGACGUCGCCACCAGCAGCAGCCGCAGCCGUAGUAGCACUAGAGGCUCUUCUCCUAUCUUUUAUCAC
This is a messenger RNA of Anopheles bellator, 2885 nucleotides long. RefSeq lists its product as uncharacterized. Lineage: Eukaryota; Metazoa; Arthropoda; Insecta; Diptera; Culicidae. The transcript is spliced from 7 exons. The record is from RefSeq and is a predicted model, not a curated record. The coding region runs from base 158 to 2851 and encodes 897 amino acids.